AUGGUGUUGAAUAAGAAGAACGAGUCUGAAGGUGGCGUGAAGACGUCAGACUUUAUGUUGGUCUGUCCUAAUGGUGGUUUAGCACCAGUGGAGGAAUGGUCCAAAUGCAAUCUAGGAUUAGAACCACCUCGCAUUAUUUUAAGCUCUGCUGGAAAAACAGUACAUGCUUUGGACGAAUUGAAACACGGUGUUUUGGCAGCCAGUACGAUUUACUCCAAAAAACCAGAUCUCUUACAACUAUUUGGUAGCUGGGGUGGACAUGCCAACGUAUUGUUCAAAGACGAUGCAACAAAUCUUAUCUCAGUCGACAAUUCAUGGACCCAAUGGAACACGUGGGCUACGACAAAAGCGAGUUACAAAGUCGAAGCUUAAGAGGUUUAAGGAAUCCGUUGCUUCUUCGCUAUCAUGUCAAUAAUCCUUGUAAAUAAAUGCAAUCCCUGUUAAGUGGUUGUAAAUGAUCGAUGAGAGCCAUUAUAUACAUAUAUAAACAUAAAGUGUCUGCUGAUUUAAUUAUUUCAAGAAUGAUUGUAAAUAAAUUGGCAAAAGUUAGAAAAGUGAUACAAACCAAAGUGAUAACGUACAUACCAAUCGAAUAUUAAAACGUGCUUGUAUAACAUUCAAGUGAUAAUAUGUGUAUGUCGAAAAUUGUCAUCUUAUACCCGAUAGAAAUCAAAUUUUUCGAAAACAAACUAACCUCUAUUUGUUGGACAAAUCAUAGUAAUCUCUUAAUCUGCGAAGAAUUUUCCAAAGUUUGCUUAAUAAGCUCCGAUGGUAGCAAUCGAAACGUUUUCAUAGAAGGAGAUUCAAACUCUACGACGUAUGAUGAUUGUUAUCCUUUCGUUAUUGCUUUUAAAAAUGGAUUGUUUCUCUUUAAUACACGAAUAAAUGAAUCCACAGUA
Molecule: messenger RNA, 899 nt
Organism: Vespula pensylvanica (western yellowjacket)
Lineage: Eukaryota; Metazoa; Arthropoda; Insecta; Hymenoptera; Vespidae
Product: transferrin-like
Exons: 3
Coding region: 1-372 (123 amino acids)
Source: RefSeq, a predicted model, not a curated record